UAUCUUUUUUUUCUCUCACGUUAUGUUUUAGACACUACCAUUAAUAGUGGCCAAUUAAAAAAAACUGUUGACGACAUGGCAGUGUCCAUCAGAGAAAAACAGAUUGCUGCUUUGAAGCGAAUGCUGAAUCUGAAUGCAGUUCCGACAAAAGCUUCACUUGCAGAACCAGCAUGGAAGGUGCUUGUAUAUGAUCGCUUUGGCCAAGAUGUUAUAUCUCCUCUUUUGUCAGUAAAGGAGCUCAGAGAUAUGGGAGUAACACUUCACUUGUUACUACAUUCUGAUCGAGAUCCUAUACCAGAUGUGCCGGCUGUGUAUUUCGUCCUACCUACAGAAGAAAAUGUUCAAAGAAUAUGUCAGGACUUCCAGAAUCAGACUUAUGUAACAUACUACUUGAAUUUCAUCUCAGCAAUUUCUCGCCAGAGACUAGAAGACCUUGCCAGUGCUGCCCUUCAGUGUAAUGCAGUUAGUCUUAUAUCUAAGGUUUUCGACCAGUAUUUGAAUUUUAUCACCUUGGAAGACCACUUCUUCACAGUCAGACAUCAAAACAGAGAUUCAAUAUCAUACCAUGCUAUCAAUCGAAGUGAUGUUAAAGACACAGAAAUGGAUACCAUCAUGGAUACCAUUGUUGAUAGCCUCUUUUCAUUCUUCGUUACCAUGGGAACAGUGCCUAUCAUCAGGUCUGCGAAGGGAAAUGCAGCAGAGAUGGUCGCAGAGAAACUUGACAAGAAGCUCAGAGAGAAUCUGCGUGAUGCAAGGAAUAGUCUUUUUACAACAGAUAGUGUUCAAUCAGGUCAGAUCAGUUUUCAGCGCCCUCUCUUAGUGAUCUUAGAUAGGAACAUGGAUAUGGCCACACCUCUCCAUCAUACAUGGACAUACCAGGCAUUGUCACAUGAUGUACUGGAUUUGCAACUGAAUAGAGUGACAUUAGAAGAGACUGUACCAAUCAGUAGUCCAGGUGGAGGGCCAGGAAGAACCAGGAAAAAGGUCAAGUCUUAUGAUCUCUCCUGCACAGACAAGUUCUGGAUAGGACAAAAGGGAAAUCCAUUCCCUGAAGUAGCUGAGGCAGUGCAGAAUGAGUUAGAUAUUUACAGGGCUUCUGAAGAUGAAGUGAAGAAACUCAAAUCAGCUAUGGGACUUGAAGGGGAAGAUGAGGAAGCAAUUAGUAUGCUCUCAGACACGACAGCUAGAUUAACUUCUGCAGUAAGCUCUCUUCCAGAAUUGCUUGAGAAGAAAAGACACAUUGACAUGCACAUGAAUAUUGCCACUGCUCUUCUUGAUCAUAUAAAGGCCAGGAAACUGGAUGUGUACUUUGAACUUGAAGAAAAGCUGAUGAGCAAACAGUUGUUAGAUAAAUCUUUGAUGGAUGUGAUCUCAGAUCCUGAUGCUGGCUUACCAGAAGAUAAGAUGAGACUUUUCAUUAUAUUCUACAUUUGCUCUCCAUCAGUACCAGAGUCGGAAGUUGAGCAAUACAGAACAGCAUUAGAAGCAGCUGGCUGUAAUCUAGCACCAUUGGAUUACAUCAAGAGAUGGAAAGCUUUCAGUAAGAUGGCUGCUCCACCUAGCCAGUAUGGAGGUGGAGGAACAAAGACGGUAGGAAUGUUCUCUAAACUCAUGAGCACAGGAUCCAACUUUGUCAUGGAAGGUGUCAAGAACUUCGUGGUCAAGAAACAUAACCUUCCUGUUACGAGGGUUGUGGAUUCUCUAAUGGAGCUGAAAUCAAAUACAGAAACAGAUGAUUACAGAUAUUUUGACCCUAAACUUCUAAGAAUGACUGACAGCUCUUCCAUCCCUCGGACCAAGACCCCAUACCAAGAAGCCAUUGUGUUUGUAGUUGGAGGAGGAAAUUAUAUAGAAUACCAGAAUCUAUUAGACUAUGUCAAGAGUAAAUCAAGCACCGGAAGCGGAGGCAAGAAGAUAACGUAUGGCUGCAGUGAAGUGCUAAAUUCUGCACAGUUUAUGAAACAGAUCACUUUACUUGGAGAGGAGCAUUGAAAGAGAUGUGUACCUUCAAAGUUUCAUUCAUAUGGAUGAUGUAAUGAAGACAACAACAGACAUUGUGAAUUUAAGAUAUUUAUUGGAAAUUUUAUGCAUUCUUGCAAUUACAAUUUAAAGGCAAUAUGCCACAGCGGCUUUACCAGCACCAGUCAGAGUCCUUAACUACUGAUAUUUUUCCUGUAUAUCCAGGGUGUAGCGUUUGGAUCAUGAAGUUAGAAAUCUUUUGAUAUUAACAAUGAGAGCUAUGAAUAGUUUACUGCUACUCUAUACCAUCUUAGACCAGAAUAUCUGCAGAGAAACGAAAUGCUUACAGGGCAAUUCCAUUAAAUAAUCAACCUUUUGUACAUUCAACCUCCAUUUUUCUCAAGUUUUACUUCACUUCAUAAACUGACCAAGUGAUGGUAAUUUGAGAGCAUUACAGACUGUCAAAAGAACCAGAAGUCAGAGACAGAAAAUUUUAUUAAGGUUUCACAUAUAUGGGGUCGGACAUGUAUAUUUUAUGGAAUCGCACUAUAGCAUGCUUCUAAGCAUUCCUGAAUUUCAACAAACUUAAGGCGAAAUGUACAUCAUUGAUUUAACCAAACUUUGUGAUAUCAGUGAUCGUCUUAUGUGAGGAUAUUAGCAUUGAUCUUCUAUCAGGAUCUAUACAGCUACAUGGAUAUACUCUGGUAUGAAUAUUCUUGAAUGCUAUUAAAAGGUAGCAUUCAAGAAUAUUCAUACCAGAGUAUAUCCAUGUAGCUGUAUAGAUCCUGAUUGGAGAUUGAUGCUAAUAUCCUCACAUAAAAGAAAUUCACUUAUUGCAGAUAGGCCUAUCCUGAUUCCUUUGCAACAUGCAGUUCAAUCUCAACUCAAGCAAAAAUGAAUUCUGACCAAUAUACAGUCAGUGUGCUUAUUUUCUGUUUAAAUUCUUGUGUAUAGGUUCAUUUUGUUCUCUAAUUGUAUGCCACCUGUUUAUUUUACAAAUUGUGAAGUAAGAUACUAUGUUUAAUCCAAUUCUUGUUGGGAUCUCGAAGAAAAUAUUGCAUGCUAUUAUCGUAUUCAGUAUACUCAGUGCACAUGAUCCGUUACACUUUUUGAACUGCAUAGAUUUUGUAUGAAUGAUUUUACCUCUCUGUGGUAAUCAUAAAGUAAAGUAGAAGUAUUACCACAAUACUUGAAUUGCAGGUUUUAACAAGUUUACCCAUAUAUAGAUCACCUGUUCAUCAUUUUGUGUAUAUAAGAUUGUCCAGUUACAAUAAACCCAUAAUGCUUGAACAAUAGGAAUUACUGCAUUUGAUAUUCUCAGGAUUCUCAUUUGAAUUUGAAAAGGAGCCUCCAUCGGCAGAUACCUCUUCAUAUGUUGAUCAAGUUGCCAAAGAACCCUAGUAGCUGAAUUUGUUUGGAAUUGGCAGUUCAGACAUUUUAGCAGUGGCUCAUGGGGGGAGGAGGGGGGGACAGGCUGUUUUGUUAUGUGAUAAUGUAUUUAUUGGAGGCUAUUGCAAUUUACCCCUUCUAAAUUUAUGAAAUACUGGCUAUACUACCCAAUAAUGGAUGACUGCAGCUUUAACCUAUGCCAUCUUAUCAUUCAUGAAAUUAAUGCUUGCUUAAAUGAUUUAUGAAAUGUUUGUGAUCUAUUUAUUAUUUUUUAUAUGAAAUAACCUCUUGCAUUUUGCUCUCAUUAUUAAUGUUUGAACCAAUUAGUACCAAUAUAGUUGAUAAUAAUUUAUUCAAUAAUUUAUUUUUCCAUAGAAGUUUAACUGAUCAUCGACCCAAUAUUUUUAAAGAAAAUUAAGCAAAUGGAAGUUCUCUACCCCAAUAAAAGCAAUGUAGAUAAAUUCAUUAUCUAAUAAUCAUCUGUAGCAAUGAAAUUGAACUUUGUCCCCACUUGGUUGAUAGCAUAUCAUUAACAUGUUAACGUGACAUAGAACAUGUGAAUGGUUCACCUUUGUUCACAUGGUUAUAUGUUAUUGUAAGUUUUUUUUUUCAUGUCAAUCACAUUCCAUUGACAAGUUCAAGAUUCAAGCCUUUGUACACAGUUUGAUUUUUAUUUGAUACAAAUUUUCAAUAGAGCCUAGCCCAAGUUGUCUUGGGCAUAGGGCACAUGGAGUUAAAAAAAGAAGACAGUCGAGCUUGCUUAAAUCACCCUCAUAUAAGGUAAACUUUGGCAUAGUUUUGUUGUGUUUGUUUUUUAAGAGUUUGAUUUGAAAGUUCAAGUUAUAAACAUAAGUCCCUGCAUGAAAACCAGGGUCAUCAUAAUGCAAAGGUUUGUGAUUAAUCAUAAGAUGGAAAUGGCUGAUAAAGAGACAAUUGCUCCAUGUGCAUUACAAA
Molecule: messenger RNA, 4302 nt
Organism: Lytechinus variegatus (green sea urchin)
Lineage: Eukaryota; Metazoa; Echinodermata; Echinoidea; Temnopleuroida; Toxopneustidae
Gene: scfd1
Product: sec1 family domain-containing protein 1-like
Exons: 21
Coding region: 76-1992 (638 amino acids)
Biological process (GO): intracellular protein transport; endoplasmic reticulum to Golgi vesicle-mediated transport
Cellular component (GO): cytosol; Golgi membrane
Molecular function (GO): syntaxin binding
Source: RefSeq, a predicted model, not a curated record